AUGGGUGGAAAUUCCCCCUGCGCUUCAUGCAAGCUGCUUCGACGCAGAUGUGCCCAGGAUUGCGUUUUUGCUCCUUAUUUUCCAUCCGACAAUCCUCACAAAUUUGCCAUUGUUCACAAGGUUUUUGGUGCCAGCAAUAUCAACAAAAUGUUGCAGGAGCUCCCGUUGCACCAAAGAGCGGAUGCAGUGAGUAGUCUAGUAUAUGAGGCGAAUGCACGAGUAAGGGAUCCAGUUUACGGACAACCAACUGUGGUGGCGACGCUCUUUGCGGUACUGGAAGCUUCUGAUAAGGAAUCCGGAGUUUUGUAUAAAGCUGAGGAAUGCAAGUUCUGUGGUCAAUCUUCUCAAACAACAAAAGGUUUGUGA
Messenger RNA from Fraxinus pennsylvanica, 366 nucleotides. The record is from the annotation of a GenBank genome assembly. Lineage: Eukaryota; Viridiplantae; Streptophyta; Magnoliopsida; Lamiales; Oleaceae.